GGCCUCAACCGACCGCCAAUGUACCCCUUCACUACCGGUCAGUAUCCUUACCCGAUGCUGAGUCCGGAGAUCUCCCAGGUAGCAGCUUCCUGGCAUACCCCCAGCAUGUACCCCAUCAGCAGCGGGAGUGCCGGAUUCAGGAGCCCUUACCCUUCGUCCCUGCCUAUCACCACCGCCAGCCUUCCCAGCGAUUUCUACAGGUUUUCGCCGACGGGGCUGAUGGGACCUCACCCGGGCCUUUCGCCUCACUCUCACCCAGCCAUCGUCACACCAGGGCCCAAGCAAGAGCUUGGAGCCAACGACAUCUCCCACAGGUCCUCAUCCAUGGAUCAUAAAUCAUCUUCUUCAGCUAAUGACAGUUCGAAAUCUCAAGACUCUGCUCAUACCAGCAACAAUCAAGAAAAGAAAAAACCACACAUUAAGAAGCCACUGAAUGCUUUCAUGUUAUACAUGAAGGAGAUGCGGGCCAAAGUUGUUGCAGAAUGUACUUUAAAGGAGAGUGCUGCUAUCAAUCAAAUUCUUGGUAGACGGUGGCACAGCUUAACUCGAGAGGAGCAGGCCAAGUAUUAUGAAAAGGCGAGAAUCGAGCGACAACUCCACAUGGAACUGUACCCCGGGUGGAGCGCUCGAGAUAAUUACGGCUAUGGAGCGAAGAAGAAGAAGCGAAAGAAAGAACGCGUUACCAUCACAGAUUCCGGAGGUAAUUCCAUGAAAAAAUGUAGAGCAAGAUAUGGCCUGGAUCAACAGAGCCAGUGGUGUAAGCCUUGCAGGCGUAAAAAGAAAUGCAUUCGGUACAAGGAGUGUGGAGACGACGGGACUGCCUCUGAAGAUAACCUUGGAAGCGUUGACAGCAUAGGGGACUCUAGAGCAUCGCCUGACUGUGACGGAGAAUCGUACCAACAGAGUAGCGGCUCCAGCCCUGGAGGCCUAUCCGGCCUGUCCAGUUUGACUAGCCCAGGACUACUUGCUAGCCCAGGGGGCAGCCUUCACUCUCCAUCGGUCAGCCUGGCGAGUCCUUCGCUCCAGUCACCCCUAACACCUGGAGACUACGACAUCAAACCUCCUCGACCAGUUGGGGCCAACCCGCACGAUGCUAACAACCCUCUGUCAGUGAACCAGCUGACUGGCAAGUGUAUCAAAGCUGGCUCCCCGACUCACCACCAGCAACCUCAGGCCAAGGAGGCAAGGACAGUGAUCAGUGUCCCGUAGCGAUUGUCCCACGGGCGAUAGCCCUGCGUUCUGCUCAUUGCUCUUUGCUCCAGUUACCCUGACUUCUAUUAAUUUGUUAGCUAGCCGUAAUCAGACCAAAGAUCUAUCACUCAUGUUUGGUGUAGUGACUGCCUUUUUAACUGACAGAAUGUUUUGAAAAAUUAUGAAUUUUGGUUACUUAACUUAAAUUAAAAAAAGUCAAUACAAUUAAAUAAAUCAGUUGCGAAUAUAGUUAUUUUUUAAUCUUAUUUGUUUUCUUUAAAUUUGUAAAAUUAAUUCUUAAUAUAUUUUUUAUAUAGAUAUAUAUUCUUUUACAGAAAAAAUUACCCAGAUUUCUUUUAUUUUAUAAGUAUUAGUAUAGUUAAACUUACCUGCAUUUUAUAUCUUUUUAAUCACAAGUUGUAAAAGGUAGUCAUGUUACCACUUUAUUUUUCAAAAUUACUCUCUUUCUGAAAAUUGACAUCUGAUUUUAGUUUCUAACAAAUAUUAGUACACAAUCCAUAGCAUCUUUUUACAGUUUUGUUCAUUCUCCCUUCUCAUUUUGAAGCUUCCGCAGCAUUAUCUAUUCAUCUAUUUCUUCAAUAAUUAUUAUAGAACUGUUUCUAUGGAUAUUAAUAGAUUUGUGUUGAUCUUUUAUUUUCGUUUUAGAAUUUGAUGCAACAUUCCAACACUUUUCUAUUAAAUAUAAUAAAGAUAAGCAGAUACAAAAGAGCUGUGAGAGUGAGACGCAAAAGACUUCUUUUUUCCAAAUGUGAUUUUCGUUAUUAAUGCGUAAGAAUAAGAGAGAAGAAGUGAGUUUUAAUACAAAUAAUAUGUUGUAUGUAAAACGGACGUGCUUCAUUGUAUAUAAUAUAGGAGUAAGUGCAAUUUGUAGUUUGUGUCAAAAAGUGUUGAGUGUUUAUCAUUAUAGUUUAAUAAAAGAUAAAAUCGUUUUGUUAUUAUUAUUUUUUUUAUAUAUGUAUAAAAUGAGUCAAGCUAACAGAAUACUCAGGACAACUUGUGAAAAAUGACCAGGCAAAAUGAUUAUUUUUUAAUAUUAAUGAUGAUUUUAUUUUAAUUGAGGUAGUUUCUUAAAAAAAAAAGGACUACUUCAUUUUAAUAUUUUUGUUUCAGGUAAUUAUGACAAUGUAUAGACGCCAUAAGAUAUAAUAAUAUAAAUUGGAAAGUAAAGAAAUUUAAAACUGUAAUUAUUUUCUUUUAGAUAUUUUCUUCUAUCUUAAUUAUUUUUGUCAAAUUUAGCCAGUUCGAAUUUUAGACCAGGAUCAAAACAAGAAAGAGUUGGAACUAAUAUAAUAUAACAUUUCAAAAUUUUAAUUUACUUAUAUUACUAAAGAUUUGUUCUCAGUAUUUAAUUAUUCCAAAUUCACAAAUAGCAUAAACCCAUAUGUCAAUAAAACAUGUUAAUCGUUUCUUUUAAUCUUUAAUCGUUCCCUAGGUUUUUAUUGAUGACAAUAUUUAUUUCUUCAAACUUUUUUUAAUAUAUCCC
Nezara viridula (southern green stink bug) is the source of this 2695-nucleotide messenger RNA. The record is from the annotation of a GenBank genome assembly. Lineage: Eukaryota; Metazoa; Arthropoda; Insecta; Hemiptera; Pentatomidae.